Arctia plantaginis is the source of this 4050-nucleotide messenger RNA. Lineage: Eukaryota; Metazoa; Arthropoda; Insecta; Lepidoptera; Erebidae. The record is from the annotation of a GenBank genome assembly.
AUGUACGAAGGGCGGGGCGCGCCGAAAAGUGCAAACUUGCGUUGUCGCUCAGGCCAGCGCAGCCCGCCCACCAACGCACAGUCAAAAGAUCUGCAGCGCCUAGAGCUCAGCUAUAUCGAGCUUAACAAGGAGCGUGCCAAACAGAAGGAAUGGAAAAAGCUAAUUCGCGACAUGGUGUUCCAGAGGGGGAAAAUUCCGUUGCUGUUGGCAGUGGAGGCCGGGAACCAGAGCAUGGUGCGUGAAUUACUCAGCGCACAGACAGCGGAACAACUGAAGGCCUGUACUCCGGCUGGCGACACAGCUCUUCAUCUCGCUGCACGCCGCCGUGACGUGGACAUGGCUCGAAUCCUUGUUGACUAUGGAGCCGUAGUGGACGCUGUGAAUGGAAGCGGAAUGACGGCAUUACAUAUAGCUGCUGCAGAAGGCGAUGAACCCCUCGUUAAAUACUUCUAUGGUGUCCGAGCUAAUGCGGGAAUUGCGGAUAAUGAAGACCGAACACCUAUGCAUCUGGCAGCUGAGAAUGGUCAUGCAGCUGUAAUCGAAUUAUUAGCUGAUAAAUUUAAAGCUUCUAUCUUCGAGCGGACUAAAGAUGGCAGUACGUUAAUGCAUAUCGCUUCAUUAAAUGGACACGCAGAUUGUGCUAUGAUGCUGUUCAAAAAAGGAGUCUACUUACAUAUGCCAAAUAAGGAUGGAGCUCGUAGCAUCCAUACAGCGGCUCGAUAUGGUCACGUGGGCAUCAUCAACACCUUAUUACAGAAAGGGGAAAGUGUUGACGUCACAACGAAUGAUAAUUACACAGCGUUACAUAUAGCAGUGGAAUCUUGCAAGCCAGCCGUGGUGGAGACCUUGUUGGGUUACGGCGCUGACGUGCAUGUAAGAGGAGGCAAACAAAGAGAAACAGCAUUACAUAUCGCAGCCAGGAUACCAGAUGGGGACAAAUGCGCGCUGAUGUUGCUAAAAUCAGGUGCAGGUCCUAAUAAGGCAACUGAAGACGGCAUGACACCUGUACACGUAGCAGCUAAGUAUGGCAAUCUAGCGACAUUAGUGCUACUGUUAGAAGACGGUGGUGACCCUCUUAGGAAAACAAAGACCGGUGAAACACCUCUUCAUAUGGCAUGUCGGAGUUGUAAACCGGAUGUUGUGAGGCAUUUAAUAGAAUUUGUAAAAAACCACAAAAGUGAAAAUGUUGCCAGGUCAUACAUUGAUACAGUUGACGAAGAUGGAGCAAGCGCUUUACAUUUCUCUUGUAAAAUUACUAAAGAAGAAGUCAAAACACCUAGUGCAGAUAGGCAAGUAGUUAAAUGUCUUCUAGAAAAUGGCGCUGAUGUUACAUUAACAACAAAACAUAAUUAUGAAACAGCAUUUCACUUUUGUGCUGUCGCGGGUAACAAUGACGUUAUGACAGAAAUGAUCCAACAUAUAUCAGCUGCUGAUGUCAGUAGAGCUCUAAACAGGCAAAAUUCAAUAGGUUGGACUCCUUUGCUGAUAGCUUGUAAUAGAGGUCAUAUGGAACUUGUUAGUACAUUAUUGACCAACCACGCCAGAGUAGAUGUAUUUGAUACAGAAGGUAGAUCAGCAUUACAUCUAGCAGCAGAACAUGGAUUCCUACAAGUUUGUGAUGCUUUAUUAACCAACAAAGCUUUCAUUAAUUCUAAAGCAAGAAAUGGCCGAACUGCUCUGCAUUUAGCUGCCAUGAAUGGGUAUGCGCAUUUAGUUAAGUUCCUAAUACGAGAUCACAACGCAGUGAUAGACGUUUUGACGUUGAAAAAACAAACUCCUUUACAUUUAGCAGCAGCUAGUGGCCAAAUAGAAGUUUGUAAACUAUUACUAGAACUUGGAGCAAAUAUUGACGCGACAGAUGAAUUGGGACAAAAGCCACUACAUGCAGCUGCACAAAAUAAUUAUAAUGAAGUGGUUCAACUUUUUUUACAACAACACCCCCAACUAGUGAUGGCUACGACAAAAGAUGGCAAUACUUGUGCUCAUAUAGCGGCUAUCCAAGGUUCAGUGAAAGUAAUAGAAGAACUUAUGAAGUUUGAUAGAAAUGGUGUCAUAUCUGCAAGAAAUAAAUUAAAUGACUCAACUCCACUACAAUUAGCCGCUGAAGGUGGCCAUGCCGAUGUUGUUCGGGCUCUUGUUCGAGCAGGAGCUUCAUGUACUGACGAAAAUCGAACAGGCCUUACAGCAGUACAUUUAGCAGCUCAAUAUGGACACACAAAUGUAUUAGAUGUUAUGAGAUCUACCAAUACGCUAAGGAUAUCAAGUAAAAAACUAGGAUUAACGCCACUUCAUAUAGCAGCUUAUUAUGGACAAGCCGAAACUGUUCGUGAGUUACUGUCUCACGUACCUGGCACAGUGAAAUCCGAAGCUCCCACAGGAGUCUCACUAGUUCCAGAAUUGGGUGCAGAGUCAGGUCUAACACCAUUACACCUAGCAGCUUAUAAUGGAAAUGAGAAUGUUGUCAGAUUACUUCUGAACUCCGCUGGUGUACAAGUGGAUGCUGCAACAAAUGAAAAUGGUUUUAAUCCAUUACAUUUAGCUUGCUUUGGAGGGCAUAUGUCCAUUGUAGGUUUACUACUCAGUAGGUCAGCAGAAUUACUUCAAAGCACAGAUAGGCAUGGUAAGACAGGCCUGCACAUAGCGUCAACUCAUGGCCAUUAUCAAAUGGUAGAAGUUCUCCUUGGUCAAGGUGCCGAAAUCAACGCAACUGAUAAAAAUGGAUGGACGCCACUACAUUGCGCUGCAAAAGCUGGACAUUUAAAUGUAGUCAAGCUUCUAUGUGAAUCUGGUGCAUCUCCUAAAAGUGAAACUAAUUUAAAUUGUGCUCCUAUUUGGUUUGCCGCUUCGGAGAAUCAUAAUGAUGUUCUUGAAUACUUGUUACACAAAGAACAUGACACUCAAUCACUUAUGGAUGAUAAAAGAUUCGUUUACAACCUCAUGGUUUGUUCAAAAAAUCACAAUAAUUUACCGAUUGAGGAAUUUGUGUUGGUGUCACCGGCGCCUGUUGAUACUGCAGCGAAGCUAUCCAAUAUUUAUAUUAAUUUAUCCACUAAGGAAAAGGAGCGUGCCAAAGACCUCAUAGCGGCAGGAAAACAAUGCGAGGCUAUGGCCACCGAAUUACUGGCGCUAGCAGCCGGUGCAGAGUCUGCCGGUCAUAUUCUUACCGCUACAGAUAACAGAAAUAUUGAAUUUUUGGAUGUAUUAAUAGAAACUGAACAAAAAAAUGUCAUUGCACAUACUGUAGUCCAGAGAUAUCUUCAGGUACCACAUACCCUGCAUCAACCUACCCCAAUUUCUGCCGUGUCGAGUGAAAAGAAUGUGGUCCAUGUGUCGUAUUGUCUUCUAGCGACGUUGUCAUCGUACGAGGCGUUGGAGAGACUGUUCUUGGCCAUUUUUGGACAGAUAACUCUCUCAGACCUGAACUACCAAUCCAACGUGCGCCCGCCAUGGACUCAGAAUCUAUUCAAGUUCGUCUUUGGUGCUUACUUGCUGAUGUCGGUCGUGGUGCUCAUGUCAAUCCUCAUUGCGAUGAUGUCGAACACUUACCAACGCAUACAGGCACAAUCUGAUAUAGAGUGGAAAUAUGGGUUGUCAAAGCUGAUUCGUAACAUGCAUCGUACAAACACUGCACCUUCCCCCCUAAACUUAGUCACUACUUGGCUCAUGUGGCUUAUUGCCAGGUGUAAGGAUCGAAUAAGUAAGAAGAAGCGACCAAGUUUAGUUCACAUGAUUGGAUUGCAGAGACAAGAUCAGAUGAGUGCCCGAUCCAAGGCUGGAGUCAAAUGGCUGUCUAAGGUCAAGCGUGGACAAGUUGUGCCCAAAGAUUCAACGCGUCUAUCUGUAGUCCACUUAAGUCCUUUGGGCUCCCAGUUAAGUUUCAACAAUGCUACUAAGAUAGAAAACGUCGUAGAUUGGGAAAUCAUUGCCAAGAAAUACAGGGCCCUUAUGAGGGCUGAACCAGAAGAACCCAUCAACAUUGAAAAUGAAGAAGAUACCGCUGACAACGUUUCAGAAGUAGUGCCUAAUAAUAUAUCAAAUGCUCCACCUUGA